AUGGCUUCGUCAUCCUCAGGUCUCUCCGCUCCCGCUUCCGAGCAGUCGUCUCGAGCAUCCACCNCCGGCCCUGGCGCUGCCAUGGGCGAGAAGACGCCCGACGACAGCAGUNUCAUCGGUGUUUCUGACAUUGCCGCUGUUCGCUUCUCCUUGCCCGCCCAGCUGCUCGAGCCCAUCCCCAACCUCGCUGCGCAGNAGUACUGGCAUUACCUGGACAGACCCGACAUCUUUGCUAGCAUCGGCGACUCGGACGAUGAGCUUGGCCGUCUCCUCGCCUGCUUGCGCUUCUGGUUCACAAAGGACCUGAAGUACGUCAAGGGCAAGCCUUGCAAACCAUACAAUUCGACUCUUGGAGAGUUCUUUAGAACCGAGGACAAUGUGCCUGUUAUCCAAGGCAACAAGGUCAAGUCCGAUACUGCCGGCAAGCCUGUCAAGGUUUCCUAUCUUACCGAGCAAACCUCGCAUCAUCCUCCCGUCUCCGCCUACUACGUCGACUGUCCUCAANAAGGCAUUUCUGCAUGCGGUUUCGAUCAGAUCAGCGCAAAGUUCACCGGCACUAGCAUUCGUGUCACUCCUGGCGUUCACAAUGAAGGCAUCUACNGCAAUCUCAACGUCAGCGUCGCCGAUACUUGCUUUGUCACAUGCAAGAAGACAGGCAUCAAGGUCAUCCUUACUUACGUCGAAGAAGGAUGGCUGGGCAAGACCCAGAAUAAGGUCGAAGGUGUUGUCUACAAGUGUGACGUUGACAACGACAACAUCUCCAGGAUCAAGGACGUUCCAGAAAAGGCUAUCUUGGGCCGCAUCGAAGGUGCCUGGACCGACAAGGUCUACUUCACCAGAGGAUCUGGACCUGCUGCAAAGAACCCUGACAAGGUUCUUCUCAUUGAUGUCAACCCGCUGUUCCCCGUGCAGAAGCUUGUUCCUCCUCCCGAGCAACAGUUGCCCAACGAGUCGCGCAAGUUCUGGAACAAUGUCACCGAAGCCAUUCUCAACAAGCAAUAUUCAAGAGCCACGACAGAGAAACAGGAGCUUGAGGAGCGUCAACGUCAAAAAGCGGCUGAUAGGAAGGCCAGAAACGUUGAGUGGUCACCUCGCUUCUUCACUGGCGCCACCACUCCUGCUGGUAUCCCGGAGCUCACUGAAGAGGGCAAGAAGGUCCUCCUCGGUCUGCAGAACGGAGACUACCAUCUCGAAGAGAGCAAAGAGACCGGUGCAUGA
Molecule: messenger RNA, 1218 nt
Organism: Aureobasidium musti
Lineage: Eukaryota; Fungi; Ascomycota; Dothideomycetes; Dothideales; Saccotheciaceae
Source: the annotation of a GenBank genome assembly